Messenger RNA from Ctenocephalides felis (cat flea), 1382 nucleotides. RefSeq names its product protein tipE (gene tipE). The record is from RefSeq and is a predicted model, not a curated record. Gene Ontology annotation, biological process: regulation of sodium ion transport. Gene Ontology annotation, molecular function: sodium channel regulator activity. The transcript is spliced from 2 exons. Lineage: Eukaryota; Metazoa; Arthropoda; Insecta; Siphonaptera; Pulicidae. The coding region runs from base 1 to 1077 and encodes 358 amino acids.
AUGGCGGACGAAGAAAUAAUUCCAAAGACUUUGCUCCAGAAACUGCUUUUUUACACGACCGCGUUUUUCGUAUUACUGGGAACCUUCAGCAUGUUCGCAUUCCUCUUCCUGGUACCAUUUGUAAUCGAUCCAGCUUUCACGACAAUCUUCAUGCAAUUCGAUACAAAUCCAGCUCUGUGCGUGACGGUGGACACGGAGCACAGAAGAGGAGUCUCCAACUGUUCCUGGACCUCCUGCAGAGAAGGAUGCACGAAAGACGUGUACGACUGCACACAGAUACGCGUUAACUACAAACUAUUAGCUCCGGGCGAUGAGGUUCCUGAAAUAGUAACGGAACCCGUGUAUCAGAGAUACCACGCUCGAUAUCAAAGGGCUUUGCGUGAAUACGACUACAUAGAAAGGCCCAUGGAUCCAUACGAGCAGUACACGGAUUUCGAAAUGGAUCCUUUAGAACAAACCGGCCUCAUGGGCAAUGACUCUGAGUGGUAUUUUACCGGGGCGCGUCUGUUUCCCAACGUUAAGGGUUGCGGAUACCCUCCGAUGUUGAACUGUAGUAUAUUUCUCAAACGUUACCGCGAUAUUGGAACGAACUUCACGUGUUAUUAUAGUCGUGUUGACCCAGGGUUAGUGAUCAGCGAUUUGGACAUGUGGCAGAAUACGCUGAAUUUAGUUCUCGCGAUGGCGAUACCGAUUCCGUCGUUUAUUAUAUCGGUCAUAUAUCUGACUAUAGCGUACUUUUAUAUAUACAAUGAGGAGCCCGAAGAGGCGGCGGCUCCGUUAGGCGAUAACGCAGAAGAGAUUGCCGGCGAGGGCAGCGAAGGUGUGGUCGUGUCUGGGGAGGAAGGCACGGACGACGUCGGCGGAUGUGCAUCCACUACGAGCGGAGCCGGCCUGUCGCCGGCGGAAGAUCUCUCGGUGAGCUUCGGUCAUCAGCUCAAGGUCAAAAUGGUGGACGACAUGAGUAGGGAAAGCAUGGAUGGACUUCAGCCUUCUAAUUCCGCUUCGUUCAAUGGAAACUUGAGCAAAACGAUGACGACGAGUAUCUCAACGCCUCCUGGGCCGAUAGCAGCUCUCUGAAGAGGCAGUUCCAUGGACUCAAGAAUAUUUCCUGGCGCCCUAAGUAGACAGGCGCGGAUUUGAGCUCAAGUUCGCAAAGUCUUGGGGACGAAGACUUCGCUUCGGCGCGGCUUUUGCAAAUCAACAAACUCGCUAGCACUUUGUCAUGUUAGACAUGUUAAAUUCACCAGUUAAAAAAUAAUAAAUCGUUCAGAUAGAGAUAAGUUUUGCUUAAUGGAAAAACAGAAAAUUAGACGGUUACGUAGGUACAUCGGUUGUAAGAAGUUGUUGUUGGUAAUAUACAUUUUUAUUGAUAAUCGAAGCAU